Triticum turgidum subsp. durum (durum wheat) is the source of this 3255-nucleotide messenger RNA. The record is from the annotation of a GenBank genome assembly. Lineage: Eukaryota; Viridiplantae; Streptophyta; Magnoliopsida; Poales; Poaceae.
AUGGGCGCGGUGGCGCGCCCGGAGCCGGCCCAGCGGAGCGCGCCGAUGCGGCUGUGCGUGCACGUGCUGGAGGCGCGGGGGCUCCCGGCCAUCUACCUCAACGGCUCCAGCGACCCCUACGUGCGCCUGCAGCUCGGGAGGCGGCGGGCCAAGACGACGGUGGUCAAGCGGAGCCUCAGCCCCGUCUGGGACGAGGAGUUCGGCUUCCUCGUCGCGGACGUUGCCGAGGACCUCGUCGUCUCCGUGCUCAACGAGAACAGGUUCUUCAGCACCGACUUCCUCGGCCGCGUCAAGGUGCCGCUCUCCGCCAUCCUGGAGACGGAGGACCACUCGCUCGCCACCGCCUGGUACCAGCUCCAGCCCAAGAGCAGCAAGUUCAGGAGCAAAAAACGCGGUGAAAUUUGCCUGAAGAUAUACCUAUCGGUUAGGGAAGGCCACUGCAAUGAGUCGCAAAACAUUCUGAUGCAACUUAUCAACGAUACGCCGUGCAGCUCAACUAGGUCAAUUGAAACUAACGAGUCCUCCUUAUCAGCAGUUGCUAGCAGCCUGGAUCAAUCAGCCUGCGCUAGCAUGGACCGUGCAUUCUACCGUAGUGGUGUGGAUCAGUUGACCCAAAGCAACACGGACCAAAAAGUCCCGAGCAGCCUACCUUGUGGCACCACACAGCAAGCAGUUAUUCUGGAGCCUGAAGAGGAUGACGGCGAUGCUACCGGCAAUGCAUCAUCAGUAGUGGAGGUCUUGGCUCGAUACUUCCGUAAAGCUGCUGAUGCCGGACCUUCUCUAACAUCAGACCCCGAUCCCAUAGAUCAGUUUCAAGAAACAGAAAUAGCUGGAUCCUCUGAAAAUGGCAAGAACGGCAUGCCCGAAGUUAAUCUUGAUGAACUACUGAAAACUAUGGAGUCUAAAGAUCAAGGUGGUGCAAUGCCAGGAAACUUACCUGGUGGCGUUCUGCUGGAGCAAUCUUACAUUAUUAAACCAGCUGAAUUGAAUGCCAUGCUGUUUUCAGCGAAUUCAGAUUUCUGGCCAGCAGUUGCAGAAGUUCAAGGACUAAGUGGGUUUCAAAUUGAUCCCUGGAAAUAUGAGAAUAACGAAAAUUCUGUGAAAAGGACAUUAACUUACACAAAAGCUGCAAGCAAAUUAGUCAAGGCUGUAAAAGCUACAGAAAAGCAGACAUACUUGAAGGCAGCUGGAAAUUCGUUUGCUGUGCUUUCUAGUGUUAGUACUCCUGAAGUUCCCUGCGGUAAUUGUUUCAAGGUGGAGAUAUUGUACUGUAUAAUACCAGGUACCCCAGUGCAAUCUAAAGAACAAACCUCACAGCUGACUAUAAGUUGGCGCCUCAACUUUGUUCAGAGCACAAUGCUGAAAGGAAUGAUUGAGAAUGGGACAAGGCAAGGCCUCAGAGAAGGAUAUGCACAGUUCACUGAAUUGCUUUCCAAGAAAAUCAAAGUAGCUGAGCUAGAUGACACUAAAUCGAGCAAAGACAAGAUUCUAGCUUCACUGCAGACUCAUGAACAAUCCAACUGGAAGCUGGUUGCCCGCUUCCUUGGGAGCUUUGCAUUCAUAUUCUCAUUUACUGUUGCAGUGUAUGGCAUUGCACACCUUCGUUUAGUCAAGCCCAGUAAAAUGGUGCAUGGAGGGCUUGAAUAUUUUGGUAUUGAUCUUCCAGAUUCAAUUGGGGAGGUUGUAUUUUGUGCUCUUUUGAUUCUUCAGGGGAAGAAUAUCUUCAAAGUAGGUCAACGUUUUUUGCAGGCCUGGAGAAAACGUGGCAGCGAUCAUGGGGUCAAAGCUCAUGGUGAUGGCUGGUUGCUGACUGUUGCACUUAUUGAGGGAAGCGGCAUAGUAGGUGCAGGCACACCAGGCUUGGCUGAUCCUUAUGUAGUUUUUAUGUGCAAUGGGAAGAGGAAAACUAGCUCAGUUAAGUUCCAGACAUCAGAACCAAAAUGGAAUGAGAUAUUUGAAUUUGAUGCAAUGGAUGAUCCCCCAUCAAGGUUGGACGUGGUUGUGCAUGAUUCAGAUGGACCACUCGAUGAUAAUGCUAUUGGUCGCACAGAAAUAAAUUUUGUGAAAAACAAUUUGUCAGAUUUGGAUGAUACAUGGCUUCCUCUCGAUGGAAGGUUUGCCCAAGGAUCUGAGCCCAAGUUACAUUUAAGAAUUUUUUUGAACAACUCACGUGGGACUGAAGUUGUUAUGAAUUAUCUGGAAAAGAUGGGGAAAGAAGUCGGCAAGAAGAUGCCCUUGAGGUCCUCUCAGACAAAUUCAUCAUUCCGUAAGCUCUUUAGCCUUCCUCCAGAAGAAUUUCUUAUUGAUGAUUUCACCUGCCACCUAAAAAGGAAAAUGCCACUUCAGGGGCGCCUCUUUCUUUCCCCAAGAAUAAUUGGAUUUUAUUCCAAUAUAUUUGGGCGGAAAACCAAGUUUUUCUUUCUUUGGGAAGACAUUGAUGAUAUCCAGGUUGUUCCACCGUCUCUUUCAACAGUUGGCAGUCCAUCCUUGAUGAUCAUCCUCCAGAAGGACAGAGGUCUAGAAGCCAGGCAUGGUGCCAAAACACAGGAUCCUCAAGGAAGACUGAGGUUCCAUUUCCAAACAUUUGUCUCAUUCAACGAUGCUCACAGAGUUAUUAUGGCACUUUGGAAAACACGGUCAUCGGGUCUAGAACAAAAGGGAGAGACGACCGACAAAGAACCUGAACCAAAACAGCUCCCCAAUGAAGAAGUUUCUCUGUUGGGCAACGAAGACGUAAAAAUGUCAGAAGUCUACUCGGCUGUUCUUUCUGUUGAUGUCAAUGCCUUGAUGGAGAUGUUCUCCGGAGGUCCACUGGAACACAAGGUGAUGCAGAAGGCUGGUUGUGUUGACUACUCACCAACAGAAUGGGAGCCAGUAAACCGAAACAUAUACCAGAGGCAGAUCAGCUUUAGGCUAUCAAAAUAUGGAGGAGAAGCGACAACCAAGCAACAAAAAUAUAACUUACAGAAUCGAGACGGGUGGGUCCUUGAGGAGGUCAUGACCCUCCAAGGCGUCCUGCAUGAAGACUAUUCGAGUAUCCAGCUCAAGUACCAUAUGAUGAGCACGGCGUUGAAACCAAACUCAUGUAGCAUUCAGGUGAUGUUAGGGAUUGUCUGGUUGAAGGGCACUAGGCACCAAAAGAAGGCUACAAAGAAUGUCAUGUCGAAUUCCACCAACAGGCUGAAGGAAAUAUUCUCAGAAGUCGAAAAGGAGCUUUCAUCCAGAAAAGGUACCCGUUUCAGCACAACAGAUUGA